Messenger RNA from Nicotiana attenuata, 3177 nucleotides. RefSeq names its product protein LHY. Gene Ontology annotation, molecular function: DNA binding. Lineage: Eukaryota; Viridiplantae; Streptophyta; Magnoliopsida; Solanales; Solanaceae. The record is from RefSeq and is a predicted model, not a curated record. The transcript has 8 exons. The coding region runs from base 635 to 2938 and encodes 767 amino acids.
AAUCCAGUAGCAAAAAUAGUGGCUGAGAAUUUUUCCUCUGAUUUAUGAAAAAUUAAAAACUUCCUUUGGCUCAAACCUCUUUUCUUCUACAGUUCUUCAACUUUUCUUCUUCCUACUCUCCACUCUGUUUUUUGCUCCUUUUUUGGGCUGAUUCACCAGUUGAUCUUACUUGUAUACUUGUUUUCUCGGAUCCACCAUUCUUAUAGAUAAACUAUGUGUUUUUCAUCAACAAAUGGUGGAUGAGUUUUCACUUUAUGCAUGAGCGGAAAAACAUCUAGACUCUUCUUUCAACAACAUGGCUUUCUUCAAAGGUUUAGGCAACAUGCGGUUCGUUUUGGUGAGCAAUUCUGGAUAAGGAAUUUUCGUCUAUCCUGGUGGACUCUGAUUUAAUUUGAAGAAUUAUUUUAGAAAAAAUAAAAAAUUAAUUAGCAGUUAUUACUUGCAUCUUUUAGAAUCUGGAAGAAGUAGUGUUACAGUAUCAGGUUCUUUUGUACUACACCACCACGGCUAAACUAUAUUUGCUAGUAACUACUGAUGUUGUGGGGAGAAUUGGAAGAAGAAGAUUUGUUCUGUAUCCCCUGUUUGUCCGUGAGGAUUUGAAGCAGCGCUAGCUAACUGCGGUCCUUCUAUUUUGAUGGACCCUUAUUCCUCUGGAGAGGAACUUGUCGUGAAGACGAGGAAACCUUAUACCAUCACUAAGCAACGAGAGCGAUGGACAGAGGAGGAACACAAUAGGUUCCUAGAAGCCUUGAAACUCCAUGGGCGUGCUUGGCAGCGGAUAGAAGAACACAUAGGAACAAAAACUGCCGUGCAGAUCAGAAGUCAUGCGCAAAAAUUCUUUACAAAGUUAGAAAAGGAGGCUGUUAUAAAGGGAGUCCCAAUAAGUCAAGCACUCGACAUUGAAAUUCCUCCUCCACGGCCUAAAAGGAAACCAAGUAAUCCUUAUCCUCGUAAGACCAGCGUAGCAGUUCCCUCAUCACAGGUGGGAAUAAAAGAUGGAAAAUUAUCAACACCUUUUUCUUCCAUCUGUGAAGAUAGGAACUUAUUUGACCUGGAGAAAGAACCGAUUGCUGAGAAACCUGGUCGAAACGAGAAGCUGGGCAGUGUACAAGAAAACCAGAACAAGAAAAAUUGCUGCCAAGGGUUCACUCUUUUCAAGGAAGGUGCUUCUGCCCCCUCCCUAUCCUUAGGGAAGUCUUUGCAAACACUUGCAGAACCUGCAGGAUCAUGCACUUUAAAUGAGUCUGUGCCUGCCACUAAAGGAGUGAUUAACCAUAAUGUAACAGCUAAAUCUUUUCUUACUGUUGAAUCCAAAGAGCAUCAAAAGUUGGAUAUACUCAACGCUAAACAGUCCUUUCAAAGUAACAGCUCUUGUAACACCUUCGACGGGGGGAAAUCUUGCCAAUCGAAUGAGAAGUUGGCACAAGAUGAGAAAAAAGAUCAACCGAGUCAGCCAGAUCAUUUUGGGGAAUUCUCAAGAAAUGAUAUGCAAGUGCCACACAACUAUCCAAGACAUGUCCCGGUGCAUAUUCUUGAUGGGGCCUUAGGGGUGAAUGGUGCUCAAACAACCCCAGAUAUGUUUUAUCCUGAAUCUGUAAGUCACCAGAUAGGUGGCGUCCAGGGACUCUCAAAUUUGUAUACCAACCCUACUUCAUCUGCCACAUCUGAGCACCAUAGUAAUGCUGCAAUGUCUUCCAUUCGUCAGUCAUUUCCUUGUUUCCACCCUAACUUCACCCCUAUUCGUGAUCCAGAUGAUUACCGAUCGUUUCUUCAACUCUCCUCCACUUUCUCCAGCCUUAUAUUUUCUGCGUUAUUGCAAAACCCAGCAGCACAUGCUGCAGCAAGUUUUGCAGCUAGCUAUUGGCCUUACGCAAAUAUGGAAGCUCCAGUAGAUUCUCCAACAGGUAACACUGCAAGCCAGAUUAAUUCAGCUCCUAGUAUGGCAGCAAUUGCUGCCGCCACUGUAGCAGCUGCAACUGCAUGGUGGGCAGCCCAUGGGCUCCUACCAUUGUGUUCGCCAUUUCAUAGCAGUUCUACCUGUGUUCCUACAUCUGCAACAUCAAUGCAAAUGGAUCCCUGUCAACCUAGUGUAGAGAAGAAUGAAGGAAGAGAGGGAUCUCAUAAUUCUCCCCAUGCUCAACAAGCCGUCCCGGAUUGCUCUGAAGCUUUGCACGAACAACAUUCUGCUUCUGAGUUGCCAACUUCGCCAUCGUCAGAAUCGGAGGAGAGUGAAGGUAGGAAGCUAAAAACUGGGUUAACCGCUGAUAAUACUGAGCAAGGAGCUGCAGUCACUGAAAUUCAUGAGCCAAACACUGGAAAGGGAAGAAAACAGGUAGACCGUUCUUCCUGUGGUUCCAACACACCAUCAAGUAGUGAUUUGGAGACAGAUGCUUUGGAGAAGGAUCAGAAAGGUAAAGAAGAGCCUCAAGAACCUAAUGUUAACCUUCUAGCUGGAGAUGCUGGGAAUCGGCGUGGUAGGAAUUGCAUCAGUCCAAAUGAUUCUUGGAAAGAAGUCUCCGAAGGGGGACGGAUAGCGUUCCAGGCUCUUUUCACCAGAGAGAAGUUGCCUCAAAGCUUUUCUCCUUCAAAUGAUCCGAAAAAUAAGGGAACAAUCAAUCUUGAAAACGUUAAGCAAAAGCCAGACGAGAAAGGUCUAAGUGGAUCGCAGUUAGACCUUAAUGAUCAGGCAUCCGACAUCUGUUCCAGUCAUCAAGCAGUGGAAGAUAAUGUGUUAGUAAUUGGCAACAAAGAAGAUGCUGAAAAAUGCCUACCAAUGAUGGAACUUGGACAAGGAAGGUUGAAAGCUCGUCGUACUGGAUUUAAACCUUACAAAAGGUGCUCAUUGGAGGCCAAAGAUAGCAGGGUGGCAAGUUCAAGCUGUCAGGACGAGGAAAAAAGCGCCAAGAGACUUCGCUUGGAAGGAGAAGCUUCUAUUUGAUGCGUCAAUGCAAUUUUACGAGGGAACCUCUCUUGUUGCAUGGAGUGCGCUAUCUGUCCUGUGAUUAUAUUUUUCCAGUUAUGUUACCUAGUUCUAAUGUGCACGAAACUUGUCGUGUAGGUGUGUACCAUAUACUUUAUGUGCUAUUUUAAUUGAGAGUUAUGCAAAGUAACCUUAAAGAACGAACAAUGAUAGCAAAAUGAAUGGACCUUGAUUGGACCAGUUUCUCUGCAGAAGAA